AUGACUACUGCUGGUGAUUUACGAUGCCAAUCGUGGUCUGCUCAACAACCAGUUCAUAAAAUUAGUGCAGAUAUAACUGAUGCAAAUUUCCCAGAAAAGUCCAUGAAACUUGCUAAAAAUUAUUGUAGAAAUCCUACGAAAGAUCCAAGAGGUCCUUGGUGUUAUACCUUAGAACCUACAGUUAUCGAUGAUGAAUGCGAUAUUCCGCUUUGUAAUUACAAAGAUUGUAUUAUAACGGGACCAGGAGCUGAAUACGGCGGAACUCGUAGUUUCAGCACUUCAAAAAGAAAAUGUAAAUCUUGGAAUAAAAGAUACAAACUCGGUAAUGCAAAAAGCAUUAAAUUUCAUAAUAAGUAUUUUCCGGAUGGAUCAAGGGCAAAGGCAAAUAAUUUCUGUAGAAAUCCAGACGAUGAUAUCAGUGGCCCUUGGUGUUACGUGGGAAAAAAUUUCGAGCUGGUAGAAAAAGAAUAUUGCGACAUUCCUUUUUGCGAUGACAAAGAUUGUUUAACAUAUUCAAGAAAUUCAUCAACUUAUUCCAUAUUAACAAGAUUAAACAGCACUUAUGGAAACAUAUCUUUCUGGAUUAAACUUUGGAAUCCUCUUGACGAACAAAAUGCGGAAGCCAGAAUUUUAUUAAGUGUACUUCCAAUUCCAUCUUCCGCCAAGAAAAUCGCUCAAGAGUGGAAAACUGGAGUGGAACUUUUGAUUUCAAAUACAGUUAGCGGUCAGACGUAUCCAGUUACUAAUGAUGAACAAAGCCUUUAUGAAAAUACACCCGAGAUAUUACUUAGUUCUAAGUGGACUGGACUAUGGAUUACAUGGGGCGGUGGUUUCAUAUCACUCGGGAUACAUGGUGUGUCGAAACCAUUAAUUAUGGAUGAAUAUAGAAUGACAAAUAGUAUUUCGAGUUUAUAUCCCGACAAUUUUUUGCACUAUGGCAUCAUGGGCACCGGUGUCUUGUGGAGCAUGGAAUUUUGUCAAAAAUAUUGUGAAAGUCAUACGACUUUUGGAAAUGAAUUCUUAAGAAUUUGGCCAUUACAGAAAAGUAAUGAUACACAGGAUUUUCAAUUUUAUCUUCGAGCUAGUCGUAAUGUAGAGAUACGAUUAUAUCAAAGUCCUGGGUCGCUAUUUCCUUGUUUUACGAUAAAAAUUGGACACAACGUCACAUUCUUGUUAUAUCAGGAGAAUGAGAAGUCAGUGAAACAGUAUUUGAAAGAAAUUAUAAUUCAAGGAUUAAUAGAUUAUUGGAAUUGGAAAGAAUUUACUAUUAGUAUCUUUGGUACACAUUUAUAUUUAUUCUCGCAACGUACAUAUGGAAGUGAAGAGAUUCUAAAAAUAAAUCAUGAUCUACUGAUUACUUUACGUUGGUUCAGUAUUGGAAGUCAAACGAUAGCACAUUGGACAUUUUUUUGUUCACCCGAUGCGAUAGAUGCGAUAGAAGAUCCCCAGCCUCCAAACUGUAUUCAUAAUAUCGCAGAUUAUCAAUAUCAAGGAAAUCAAUGGACAAGCGCAAGAGAACUUCCAUGUAUACCAUGGAUAGCAGAAGAGGUGCCGCCUGAUGAGAAAAUAGCAAAUAAUUUUGUCGAUAAAUCUAUAGUGAAAGCUUUAAAUAGAUGUAGAAAUCCAAGUCAUGAUCCUAAUGGACCUUAUUGCUACGCGAUUUCCGACUCGCAUGCUUUCGAUGUUAUAAAAAGAUUUUGUCACGUACGGAUUUGUAGAUCUUCAGAAUGUCGAAUGGCGGGAACUGCUAAUGAUUACAUAGGCACACUGUCAAAGACUCGUUCAGAUCGAAUUUGCGCAAAAUGGUUAAGCGAUUACGAUCUCGAGCAAAUGCAAAUGCAAAAACCGAACGUAUCAUUAACAACGAGAAUUCCUGCUAAGAUUCAGAGAUCAAUUUGCGUAAAAUCUCGUUCGAAACAUUAUUUAAAACAAAAUGUUUUAAUAGAAUGUUAGUCAUUACUUACAAAACUAUUAUCAGGUUUAUCGCCGAAGGUGUCAUCUCAAUCAGAAUUUACUGUCAUCAAACCUGUCCACAUGGUUGACCGAACAUAUUUGAAUGAUAGUCUUUAUCCGGAACGUAAUGUACGAAAUGCCAGCAAUUAUUGUAGAAAUCCAUCGCGUAAUAUUGCUGGCACAUGGUGUUACACGACGGAUCCAUUAGUUCCACAAGAUCUUUGUGAUGUAAGAGAUUGCGAGAAACCAGAGGAGUGUACAUUUUUUGUAAAAGGACACGGCAUUGGGCGUCGUUUAUACGUUUUGCCGGAACAUCGUACAGAAGGCUUACAUUUUUCAUUAAAAGCUUGGGAGCCUGAUCAACCGGAUUCCAUAACGUUCGUGUUUACUGCUGAUGACGGAUUCAAUUCCCGUUACAUCCUCAAGAUCGGAGCUUUAGAUAAUGAAAAAGUACUUCUCUAUUAUCAAUCGGAAGAGAAAGAUAUAAUUUUGGUGAAAAAGAAAACGUUGCCGCAUUUGUUAUACCUUGGCAAGUGGAGUAGUUUUAUUAUACGCAUACCUCGAGGACGUGUUCUCCUUUAUUACGAAGGAGCAGCGAAUCCGCUGUUCGAAUGGGAACAUUCCGAAUCGGCUAAAGCUUUUUUACCCGUCUAUUACUAUUAUAAUAGCGAGAAAGGACACACGAUAGGCGUUGCUUUCGAUUGUGCCUCAAGAUGUCAUAUAGAGAACACGCAAACCGAUCGCUACACUAGAAUAUUACCAUUAUCAACGUGGUCCAAAGAAGAGCUGAUCAGACCUAAUAAAUUGGUGCUGAUGAUACGCGCCAAAGGUGUCGUUCUGAUACCGCUACUUUUGUUGCCCGCAACACCAGGAUUUUACGCGCUCACGCUCGGCGAACGGGAUCGAUGGAUAUAUUUUUUAAAAAACACAUAUCCUAAAGUUAGGGUUUAUCACAAACAGAAAGCACCUAAGCCUAUAUUUACCACGAAUUCCUGGACGAAUAUUACUAUAAAAUGGUUUGAAAGUACAAUUCAAGUAUUCUGCAACGAGACCAAUGUGUUUCAUUAUGUGCACCGUCAACCGCUCAUCUUUUAUUUUUUUUCGCUCGCCGUGGAUCCAGGAAGUUGGGCCACUUGGAGCGCGAAUUGCAUACCAUCGGAUAUAGAUGGUCCUCCUAUAGAUGGUGGAUGGUCGGAAUGGGGACCAUGGAUUUGUAGUGCUAGUUGUAAUGGUGGCAUAGGGACCAGAAAACGAUAUUGCAAUUCACCGGAACCUAACGUAAGGGGUGAACCUUGUAUAGGGCCUAAUAGCAUGAUGGGUCGUUGCAAUAUGAUUUCCUGUGGUGAUGUAACUGAUGAUACUACGACUUUAAUAAAAAGAGGAAUUACACAAAAUCAUACUGCUCUUACCGUGAAGGAGUAUGAAUCGGUAUCACUUUCCUCAGAUUUACAUAUCGUAAAUGCCAUCAAAGCUGAAUCGUCUGAUUCGGAAAUACAGUGGUCUCAUAAUGGAAUUUUUCUUCAAAGCGAACAGCACAGACUAGAAAUUAAAAAUUAUGAUAUUAUAAUAAAUAGAGCAUUAUUAAAUGACUCGGGUGUAUAUACUCUUACUGUGCAUCGAGUAGAUGGAACAUACAUGAUAUUUAAAGUCGUAACUCUGGCAGUAAUUCCAAUUAAAGAAAGCAUUAUAAUUCGCGAAACUCUACCUGUACAUGUAACGUGUCAUUGUGCUAUUCUUGGCUACGUAUAUUCUGACCUGAAGAUCUAUUGGAUGAUUGAUAAUAGAGUAUGGAAAGAUUAUGGUAUCACGUUGCCUGUAGCUGUAAAUGUUGAUCACAUUUCGGCUGUAAAUAGAUCUCAUCAUGGUACGUGGAAGUGUAUUGUGGAACAAAUUGAUCUAAAUUUCAAGUGGACGACAAAUAUGAUUCGCGUUAAAGUUCUCAGUCCUCCAAACUGGCGUACUCAUUUGAUGGAGGAUAAGUUAACACGACCGAUAUUUGGAUGGAUGCCGAGUGAAGAAUUUGUUGCUUAUUCGGUAUUGGCUAUAAUUUUAUUUUUAAUAUGCUGCAUUAUUAUAGGUUCCAUUCUUUAUGUCAGGUUUCGAGAAAGUUUGAAAGCUAACGUAACUAUGGCAAAGAGGAAGGUGCGCAUAGGAAAAUUUACAACAGAAAAGAAAAAAGAUAUUGCUGAUGAUAUACUUGUAAAAACAGAAAACAAAAAUACAACGCCCGAUUUGGUUAAAUCUAAAAAUUUGCAUAGUGCAUAUAAUGAGCAACGAUUUCAGACAAAAAAAUUAGAAAACGUAAAUCGUAUGGAGAAGUCGAGACUAAAUCAAUCCAAGUCUAAUUGUAAGAAAAUAAAGAAUAGAUUUCAUAUUGUUAGCAGUGGUUCGAGCGAGUCCGGGCAGACGCGGUCUGAUGAGGUAUGGAGAAACCCAGUCGAAGCCAGUCAAGUACCCCUAAGGCUAUACCUCGACUACGCCGAUGAAAAAGGCCGCGACUGGGGCCGAUGGGUGGGAAAAGGUGGUCCCAAGAGAGGGAAGGGCUAA
Molecule: messenger RNA, 4500 nt
Organism: Nylanderia fulva
Lineage: Eukaryota; Metazoa; Arthropoda; Insecta; Hymenoptera; Formicidae
Source: RefSeq, a predicted model, not a curated record